UCAGGUCUGAGGAUAAGAUCAGUAGGAAUUGUCAAGUGGUUCAAGGCUUGAGGCAUCCGGAAUUUGAGACCAAAGCAGUCUUGUUUCUCUGCAGCAGCCGACGCUGCUGAUGCCCGAGCCCCACCAAAUCCACCAACCCCCGCCCCCGCCCCCGCCUCCAACCGAUCCAAACCCCGUUGCCUCCACGGCUGCAAAUGCCCGGCGCAAUCCGGUACCAUUUCUUACCAUUCUCCGUGUGGAAGGAACGAGAGAAGUUCUUCCUCUGAUUUCUUGCUUGUCUUCUUCCUUUGUUGAGGCCCCGCUGCCGCUGCCGUUGCCUUUGCCGGAGAUCGCGGUGCCGCCGGUGCAGCCGAAGAUGAUCAUAAAGGGGAUGCUGGGCCGGUACGAGCGGUGGAACCCCGUGCACCCGACGGCGGGCGCCUUCUGGGGCGUCGGGCUGGGGUUCGGCUGCGGCGUCGGGUGGGGCCCGGGGUUUGGGCCCGAGGUCAUCGGCUACGUCGGCGCCGGAUGCGGCGUCGGCUUCAGCGUCGGCAUCACGCUCGCCGGUGUCGGCGUCGGGCUGCCACAGCACGGCAUCAUCAGGAACCACUACCACGGUGGAGGUUUUGCAAGCAAUGUCCCAUUCGAAUCAGCAAGGUUUUACCUCUUGACCAUGCUAAAAGGUAUGGUAUGGGAUGCCAUCAGUUAUGCGAGCAACGUCGCAGCUAUGAGGAAAGAAUCUCGACAGAAGCUUUUAAGAUGUCAGGAGAACCCUCAAGUUUCAGGAGGAGUUGAUCUGCCCAAGCUGGGGAAAGGAAUGUCCAGCAGCUUCCGAUCAACGAUGGAGUGUAUCAAGGCCUUCACAAAUCAGCAUUGGCCUCCAUAGGCAGCACCCAAGUAAACUGAAGAUUGAUAAACCGAGCUUUGUGUGCAAACCACCCACCCGGGAUCAAAGCCUGGGUAGUGGUACCCCUUUCACUGAGUGACAAUCGGGUAGUCGGAUGCAGGUGGCUCGUAUGGCGUCCACCACAGGGUUGACGUCCCUUUUAAUGAAGAAUUAAGGACUUGUACUUUAUGAAUAAGAACCCCCAUAGCACAUAUUUCUUCAUCAUAUGUUUGUGGCAUGAGCAAGUUUAAAUUUUUAUGGUUAUAAGGGGAAACAAUUCCAGCUGAAGAACAUGCUAGCCUGUAAUCUAGCUAGUGAUGAAUCGAUGUGUAACUAUAACAAUGAUGUUCAUCCAUGCACUUCGCAGAAUCUUGUAUUGUGAAAUGAAACUCCAUUCAAAUUA
This is a messenger RNA of Triticum aestivum (bread wheat), 1268 nucleotides long. RefSeq lists its product as uncharacterized. The coding region runs from base 110 to 865 and encodes 251 amino acids. The transcript has 2 exons. The record is from RefSeq and is a predicted model, not a curated record. Lineage: Eukaryota; Viridiplantae; Streptophyta; Magnoliopsida; Poales; Poaceae.